Molecule: messenger RNA, 2514 nt
Organism: Panicum virgatum (switchgrass)
Lineage: Eukaryota; Viridiplantae; Streptophyta; Magnoliopsida; Poales; Poaceae
Product: zinc finger BED domain-containing protein RICESLEEPER 2-like
Exons: 3
Coding region: 16-1677 (553 amino acids)
Molecular function (GO): DNA binding
Source: RefSeq, a predicted model, not a curated record
GCCUUUUCAAAAUAGAUGUCUUCUCUUCAGUUAGGGGCCUCUGGCACAAGUGAGAGCACUGAUAAUAGUUCUUCACAAACACCAAAUAGAAGGGCACCAAUCUGGGAGUAUUAUGAGCCGGAAUUGGUCAGGAUAGAUGGUGCACUAAAAGCAAUUUGCAAGUACUGUGGAACAAAGUUGAUUGCAAACAGGAAAUCAGGUACAAACAACCUUAGAACUCACAUUGCAGAGUACUGCCCCAAAGUCCCUAGUGAUGAUAGGAACAGAUUUGUCGCUACAAUGAAGAAAAAGCCAGAUGGUCCAUUCACCUUUAAUAAGCAGAGAAGUCGCGACCUGAUGAUUGCAUGGAUUGUUAGAGCUGAUGUAGCAUUCAACAAGUUUGAUGAUGAAGGUUUUGAGCCUUGGAUGGAGUUACUGCAACCCACUUUUAGCGGCAUAGGGAGACAAACGAUUCGUAAUGAUUGUGUUGCUAAGUUUGAGAGAGCAAAGAUAGAAUUACGAAGUGAACUUCAGAGUCUUAGCUCUCGCAUAUGCUUCACUUCGGAUCUUUGGACAUCAAACCAAAAGUUGGGAUAUCUUUGUGUUACAGCCCACUAUAUUGGCCCUGAUUUUGUUUUGAAGAAAAAGAUAAUUGCAUUUAAGGAUGUGAAGUAUCCACAUACAGGUGUUGCUAUUGAGGAAGCCAUUACAACUGUUCUGACAGACUAUGGAAUCAAAGAGAAGAUGUUCACAAUAACACUAGACAAUGCAGCAAACAACAAGACAGCUUGCGAUCUUCUGCAAGAAAGCGGAAAGCAAGACAUGUUAUUUGGUGGUGAGCAUCUUCUUGUUAGAUGUUGUGCUCAUAUACUCAACAUUCUUGUGCAAGACGGUAUGAAUGUUGCUAGUGCUGUGAUAGAAUUGAUAAGAGACCUGAUUAGGAACAUUAACUCAUCACCAGCGUGUAUCCAGAAUUUCAAUGAGAUAGCUCAAAGAGAAGGUCUUGCUGCAAACGCUGGUUUAGUCCUUGAUGUUCCAAAUCGUUGGAACUCAACAUAUGCCAUGAUUAUGGAGGCAGCAAAGUACAAGACCGUCUUGAAGCGAUAUGCCACAGCAAACCAGCAACCAUUUCCAACCGAAUCUGAGUUUAGUAUAGUUGAGUCCAUUGGUGAAUUCCUUGGAGUUUAUGAAGAAACUACCAGGGCGUUCUCAGCUGAUAGAUAUCCAACAUCCCACAUGUUCCUGGAUAAUGUGCUUUGCAUCCAUCAAACUCUGAGAAGUCCAGAAUGGCACAAGGAUCAGUUUAUCACUGAUUUGGCAAAUGCAAUGGAUAAGAAAUUUGAUAAGUAUUGGAAUGGAAAUUACAAUAUGCUCCUUCCUAUUUGCAGCAUACUUGAUCCAAGAAAGAAACUUGACCUCCUUGACUUCUUCUAUGAGAAGGUGUGCAGCAACUUUAUUGACAUUGAAAUUAGCACAAAUAUGGUUAAAGAGUGGCUUCACAAGUAUUUUAAGAAGUAUGAAGAGGUUAUAAGAAGAAAUGAAACAAAUGUGGUGUCACAAACUACACAGUCCACAAGCAUGGUGAACCGUUCUCCAGUGCUAGUGCUUGGAAAAAGAAGACUGGAACAAGAAUUUGCUGAAUACAGGAAUCGGAGGAGAGGGACUAGGAUUGAAAAAUCAAACUUGAUGCAUAUCUAGAAGAGCCACCAGUGAGACCAGAUGAAAGAUUUGAAAUUCUGACUUGGUGGAAAACAAACUCCAACAAGUAUCCUGUGCUAUCAGCAAUGGCACGUGAUUUUUUAGCAAUUCCACUCAGCACUGUUUCGUCUGAAUCUGCAUUCAGCUUGAGCGGUCGGAUUCUUAGUGACAAUCGAAGCUCAAUGAAAUCAGAAACUCUUCAAUCUUUGGUCUGUUGCAAAGAUUGGUUGUACACAUAUCCCACCAAUGAAGUGAGUUAGGGAAUUCUGAGAAGCUUAUCCUUUGCACGGUAUUCAGAUGCCGCUGCUUUCUUUCUAAGACUCAGUUCUGCUGCCAAUAAGUGCAAUGCCAUGAACAGCCAAUGCAAGUGUCCUGCAGGACCUUGUUCACACCUGAUACAGGAUUCAUGAGCGCCACACCUGCAGCAAGCAGUAGCCUACAAGCAGCUCUCUCAUACUGCGUUAAGCAAGUCCGCAGCUAUGACUACCACCACCUCCACCUGCCCCCAGCCAUGCGCAAGGCUGCAUUCACCUUUCGGGCCUUCAACGUCGAGACGGCAAAAGCCAUGGACGUUCUGAAACUAAUUUUGUUGCAGGAUUGAAUCUUUGGAGAUGAGUUGAGGAUCCCAUUGGAUAUCAUACAUCUUGUGCUUUCCAUUUGAUAAAAGAUAAAAGAUUGUAGCUUUCCUUUCCUAUUAGAACAGAAGGGCCAUGUACGGGCCAUGUACUGUGAUUAUUUGUGUUUGUAUGUGUCUGAAGGUUUAUGAUUUAAAUUGAUUGACCAAGUUCCUGUAAACUGUGAGAAUAUCAUGGAAAUAUACUGGCAUAUUUCAAGUCA